Molecule: messenger RNA, 342 nt
Organism: Thalassophryne amazonica
Lineage: Eukaryota; Metazoa; Chordata; Actinopteri; Batrachoidiformes; Batrachoididae
Product: nucleus accumbens-associated protein 2-like
Exons: 2
Coding region: 51-320 (89 amino acids)
Source: RefSeq, a predicted model, not a curated record
CAAAUUGUUUCUGUCUGUGUCUAACUGGUCCAGUCCAAGACAAGGUGGACAUGCUGCCCCUUCCACUGGCGAAUGAGCGUCGGCCCUGUGUGCUGGUUGGUCGGGACAACAUGGCUCUGCCUGCCAGCCUCAUCAAUCAGAUCGGGUAUCGGUGCCACCCGUCGCUGUACACCGAGGGAGACCCGGGUGAGAAGGUGGAGCUGGUCGCAGGUUCAGGAGUGUUCAUGACGCGAGGUCAGCUGAUGAACUGUCACCUUUGUGCUGGAGUCAAACACAAGGUGCUGCUCAGGAGACUGCUGGCCACCUUCUUCGACAGGUGAAAACCACAGACUCACACUGACA